This is a messenger RNA of Paramecium tetraurelia, 1152 nucleotides long. RefSeq lists its product as uncharacterized. Lineage: Eukaryota; Ciliophora; Oligohymenophorea; Peniculida; Parameciidae. The transcript has 7 exons. The record is from RefSeq and is a predicted model, not a curated record.
AUGAAUUAAUUAUAAAUCUCAACUUAAGAGUAUAGCAAAUACAAAGACACAAUCACUCAAUUUCUAAAAGAUAAUAAUCUAUAUGAUUGUUUAGCCCAUCACAACUAAUUAGUCGUAAUGGAUUAGACAUUCACUUGUUGGGAAGUAUUUUACAUCUUUGUUGAGGAAAACUUAGAAGAAACAUUAUUCUGGAAUUCAGACAUUUCGAACUAUGAUGGAGUAUUCACACACUCAGAUUUGAUUAAAGUGCUCUUAAAACUGUACGAAAAUGCAUUUAACAAUAAAUCUUCAUUACAACAGAAUGGUCCCUUAUUUAAUGUAAUUGAAGAGGAGAGUGAAGACCAAGAAGAAAUUAUUUAGAAAAAAUAAUAUCAGAAACAACAACCAAGUGAAUUGAACGAUGAUUAAAAACUAAGAUUAAUUUAUGAAAUGAAGACUAUUUCGAUAAAACAGUGGAAUCGCAUAGUGAAAGACGAUUUGGAAUCUUCUGGGUUUGUUCAAGGUAGAAAUGAUGAAAGAUUAUAUGAUGCUUGUGUUAAAAUUGUGAAGUCUGGCAAUAGUAGACUUUUUGUGAUCGAUCCAGAGACUUUAAUGUUUUAAGGGGUUAUUCAUCAAAAAGAUAUACUAUCAUUUUUAAUCAAAGGCUUUACUCAAUAUUUAGGAGCAGUAUUAAAAUAAUAAAAUAACAUUCUAUCUUAACAUUAAUUAAGUAUUAAAGCAUUUUUUUCCAAUCAUUAUCUAUCAAAAGAAAUUAUAACUUGUAAAGAAAAUGAAACUGUUUAUUAAGUAUUUUAUACUAUGAUGCAUAAUAAUAAAUCUUUUAUCAUUCCUAUUGUUAAUAGCAAUAAUUAAUAUAUUGGAUAAAUAAACAGAAGAGACAUCGUAUUAAUUAUAAAAAAUGGGUUAUUUGAAUUGUUUUCUUAGACAGCCUCUUAAUUAUUAGUGUUCUUAUAAAAUGAAAAAGCACAUAUACCUGCCUAUAUUUAUUAUUCUAAACAGUUCUUUAGUAUGGAUUAAACCAUAAAAGAAGUUGUUGAAAAUCUAGUCUUAUCAGACAGUUCAGCUUUGAUUUGUUUGGCUGAAAAUAAAGAAGUUUAAGCAAUUAUAACAAUUUCAGACAUUUUGAAAUUCAUUUUAAAAGAUGCCCAUUGA